Molecule: messenger RNA, 778 nt
Organism: Balaenoptera musculus (blue whale)
Lineage: Eukaryota; Metazoa; Chordata; Mammalia; Artiodactyla; Balaenopteridae
Product: 54S ribosomal protein L12, mitochondrial-like
Biological process (GO): mitochondrial transcription; translation
Cellular component (GO): ribosome; mitochondrial large ribosomal subunit
Molecular function (GO): structural constituent of ribosome
Source: RefSeq, a predicted model, not a curated record
AUGGAGAUGCAGCUGGAAAGGGAGCCAGAGUCAUCAAACUGCAAUGUAGGUGAAAUGGAGAUGAUUGGAAAGAAGGUUAAUUGGAAGCAUCUUACAGUACAGUGCAAUUUAAGGAAGUUCAGCAAGGCUGUCAGAGAGGUUCUUAAGGCUUCGAGCCGCCGCCCUCCGCCUCGCCAGAAAACGUUGAAGAUCCAGGAUGUGGGGUUCAUGCCGAUGGGUGGCCUGGUGCCUGGUGCUGCCCCUGCCGCAACAGCCCCCGAGGCAGCAGAAGAAGACAUCCCCAAACAAAAAGAACGGACGCAUUUCACCGUCCGCCUGACAGAGGCAAAACCCGUGGACAAGGUGAAGCUGAUCAAGGAAAUCAAGAACUUCGUCCAGGGCAUCAACCUCGUCCAGGCGAAGAAGCUGGUGGAAUCCCUGCCUCAGGAAAUCAAAGCCAACGUGGCCAAGGCCGAGGCCGAGAAGAUCAAGGAAGCCCUAGAGGCAGUGGGCGGCACCGCGUUCUGGAGUAGCCGCCCAGAGGACUGUGGACAGGGGUCCCGGGCCCCGAGUGGGGCUCUACCUGCUCCUCGCGAAGCACCCAGGCUCAGCGGACAGAGUGGCCUCGGAGCAGAACUGGGCACCCGCACCACAUGGCCAACUCCGUUCUGGGACAGGUGUGGAUGGACCUGCUGAGAUGGGGAGGGAGGGACAGCCACGGCCCGUGCAGCCCCAGGGAGGACUCUAGAAACUACCAAAAGUGUACAUGCCCCGCUGUGGCCGCUGGGAAAAAUGCAUU